This is a messenger RNA of Myzus persicae (green peach aphid), 1957 nucleotides long. Its product is annotated as UDP-glucuronosyltransferase 2C1-like. Lineage: Eukaryota; Metazoa; Arthropoda; Insecta; Hemiptera; Aphididae. The coding region runs from base 110 to 1687 and encodes 525 amino acids. Gene Ontology annotation, molecular function: UDP-glycosyltransferase activity. The record is from RefSeq and is a predicted model, not a curated record. The transcript is spliced from 4 exons.
GUUAUUAACACUGCAUCUCGUGCGUUGUUGCAGCCUACCGAAAUAAUAACAUAUUAAAAAUUUUCUAAGUUCAAACUUUAUUGUAUUUAAAGUUUUUUCAAACAUCACAAUGGUUAAUAGUUUAAAAAACUGCAGUCGCUCGUUCAUCGUUAUAUUGGUCCUAUUCUUUACUACUUCUAAUCGGUGGAUAUUGCCCGUGGAGAAUGCUAGAAUAUUAGCCGUGGAGACGCUCGGAUGUAAAAGCCACUGGAACUUUAUGAGCGCUGUGCUCCGGGCGUUGACGGACGCCGGUCAUAAAGUAACCGUGUUCACCCCGCUUCCGGACGGCGACCGUAACAAUUACACGGAAGUGGAUUUGUCAGAAAAUUUUCCGAUAUUAAUGGCAAAAGAUAUGAAAGCGACAUUGGACGUUUACGGCAAUCCAAUCGUGUACAUGAAUAUGAAGACUGGGUUGAACAGACGAUAUUGCGAUUCGGUUUACGGAAACCGACAGUUCAAAGAAGUAAUCCGCGGUAAAUACAAGGCAGAUUUCGACGUGAUCAUCAUGGAACCAUUGAGUGUUGACUGCAUGUCAUACUUGGCAAGCAGACUGAACUUACCGAUAAUAUAUGUGAUCCCAUCCCCAAUGAUUACGUACGCGGAACGCACGUUUACCGGGGACAUCUCGAAUCCCGCGGUUGUCUCCAAUUUAUUAGCACAACAAGCUGUUCCCACAACAUUCGUCCAAAGAGCAGCGAAUACUGCUCUUUUGGCGUAUAGUAUGCUAAUUACCACAUACGAUGAAUUUAUGCUGAGAGCUUUUGAUCCAAGACCAUACGACGUAUCUCCUAAGGUUCAUCCAUCUAUAAUAUUUCAAAACUCACACUAUAUAACUGAGUCUUCAAGGCCUGUUUCACCAAAUCUUGUUGACGUCGGUGGUAUUCACUUAAAACCACCAAAAGGUAUACCACAAGAUGUGUUAGACUUUAUUGAAGAUUCACCGCACGGAGUGAUUUAUUUCACAUUUGGUUCAAUAAUUCAACUCUCCUCAUUACCAGAACACAUUAUAAAAUCAUUUAAAGAAGCAUUUGCGAAUGUCCCACAAAAAGUUUUAUGGAAGUAUGAAGGUGAAAUGAAAGACGUUCCAAAGAAUGUGAUGAUAAAAAAAUGGUUUCCUCAACGUGAUAUUCUUCUGCAUCCCAAAAUAAAAUUAUUUAUUAGUCAUGGAGGAAUAUCCGGAGUUUAUGAAGCUGUAGACGGUGGAGUUCCUGUACUAGGUUUUCCCUUGUUUUUCGACCAGCCAAGAAAUAUAGACAACUUAGUUAUUGCUGAGAUGGCAAUCAGUAUGGACCUGUUCGCAAUCAACAAAGAGAAACUGUUAAAGAAUAUCGUAACACUCAUAAGCAACGAAAAAUACACGAUAAAUGCGAAAAUUGCCUCUCAACGUUUCAAAGAUCGACCUAUGUCACCAGAACAAUCAGUUGUUUAUUGGACGGAGUAUGUUAUUCGACAUAAAGGAGCGCAUCAUGUAAAAUCCCACGGACUUAAUCUAGCGUGGUAUCAAUAUUUUCUGUUGGAUGUGAUUGCUGUAAUAUUAAUAUUUAUUUCAUUAAUAUUAUUCAUAAGUUAUAGGCUUGUUAAAUUUAUGCGUGAAUAUGCUCCAAAAUAUUCACACGAUUUUGUUAGGUUUAAAACCCUUUUACUUUAGACUUAUGAUAAUAAUAUUUAACAUGCUUAAAUACCGAUAGGCAAUGACUGUAGUUUUCAUAUGUGCAAAAUGCACACGUUAUUUAAAUUGUUACAAUGAUGACAAUGUUUUUGGAAGGAAACUCGUCUUGUUUUUAUUUGAACUAAUAGAUCUAUAAAUGUUGAUGUACACAUUUUGUUUAAAAUCUAAUUCUAAGUCAACUUAAUCCAAUUUUUUUACAUAAUUACCUAUUUAUAUUAUACUUUUUAUGUACUUGUUUUUUAAAAUUAA